Molecule: messenger RNA, 387 nt
Organism: Strongylus vulgaris
Lineage: Eukaryota; Metazoa; Nematoda; Chromadorea; Rhabditida; Strongylidae
Source: the annotation of a GenBank genome assembly
AUGAUUACUUUACUGGAAACAGAAGUUAAUGAGCGAUUCCAGCACAGCAAAGAGGAAACAUCCCACAUGCUCGGUGAACAUACUGAAAAAUGUAAUAGAAAGAUUAGCAAGAUGAACGACUCAUUAACUUCCCUGCGUAAUGAGCUUGCUCGAGUGUUGGAUCUAUAUGGUUCACUUCGACAAACUGUUACGAAACAUACAAAUGAGAUGGAAACAGUGCGGUCGAUCUUCAAAAAAUCGUGCGAUUCUGUACGACAAAUAGACGCUGAGCUUACCGCCAAAUUAGAGAGUCUGAGAAGAGAUGGAGAAGCAGUCCGAGGUGGCUGUGAUGAGCGAUGUUUACAGGAUAGUAUGUGUAAUUUAACAGCUUUAUUUGUAAGUUUUUAA